Molecule: messenger RNA, 723 nt
Organism: Drosophila biarmipes
Lineage: Eukaryota; Metazoa; Arthropoda; Insecta; Diptera; Drosophilidae
Exons: 1
Coding region: 2-670 (222 amino acids)
Source: RefSeq, a predicted model, not a curated record
GAUGUUCGUGAAGCAAACCAAGAUCCUGGUGUUCUGCCUCUUUCUGGGCCUCUCGCUGGCGCUCAAAUUGCACAUUCCCCUUAAACCGGACGCCCACAUCCAGGAGCUGCAGAUGGAGAGCCGGGAACUGGCUGCCGCCCACGCGGACUACUCCGCCAGUUGCUUCUUGUUCUACAAACCCAUUUUGGGCAACGUGGCCGAGGAGUUCGAGACCAACUAUGGGGCUUGCCUUUCGUCCUUUGACAAAUCCACGGCCUUGGUCAAUGCCAAGUACUCGCAGGAUCACGAGAACAUCUUGAGGUCCGCCAGUAUCGGUUGCUCCUAUCCCAGUACCAAUUGCCAGGUGUGGACAGUUGAGCAACAGGACCUAGACACCGUGGUCUCCCGCCUCGAGUGUGCCUCCAUCAAUUCCGGAGAUAGCUCCAAGACCUUCUACAGCAUUUCGGCAAAUGCCACGGAGAUUGCACUCAAGAUCAAGGAGGAGUAUCGUGUUCUAGACAGCCAAAAGUUGCUCUGCACGAAUGAAGCCCAGCGAGCUUAUGUGGAGGACACUGCCGACACCUACGAAAGGCUGAACCACUGCCUGCAGUAUGGAACCUUCGAAACAACUUUGAAGAACGUUGAAAUUACCACAACAACAUGUCAGACACCAACAACACCACCAGCAUAGAAGAGUAGAAAAAUGUACACAUUAUAAAGAGUUCAAUAAAGAAAAAUCAGGCA